AUUGGUAAAAUUGUCUCGAAAAAAACAUUCAUUAUGGCUGACUAAGAAAUUUUUAAGCGAAGUGUGUUAUAAGAAGUCUGUCAAACCAGAUACUGUUUUUUAUAUUUUCCAAGCUCAAAUGAUAUAUUCUUAUCUAUAAAAUAAAGAUGGGAGCCUGUAUUUGUAAACAAAAAUCAGGGAAUCGACGAUUAAAUAUAACAUCAACUGUUCCACCUUCAAUGGAAAACAGCUUUGCAGAAGGUCGAAUAAGAGUCCCAAAUAGCAGAGAAUCAAUUUUAAUUUUAGAAACUCUGAAACAAAUCAGACUUUUAGUGGAUAACGAACAAGAACCGCCAAGAUCAAUCUUAAUGUUGCACAAGAUUGCCGACAAAGAAUCUGGAUGGCUAUCAGUAAUGAUGGCUUUAAUAUCAUCAGUUCCAGCUGAUGAUCCACUCGGUCCUGCUGUUAUUAGUUUAUUGAUUGACGAAUGCGCCUUACCAACGAAGGCUACUAUUGAAAAGUUGUGUAAUAGGUUAAAGCUAAAUAGAUUAAUUGUUAAUAAAGAUCCGGAUAAACAUAGAAAUAUAUGUAUAGCUUUGGGAUGUUUAGCGGAAAAGAUGGCUGGACCAAACAGUAUACACCUACUUAACAAUCACGUCUUAAAUUACUUAAUAGAAUGUUUGAAUAUAAACAACUAUCCUUCGGUUAUACUAUUUGCUUUAAUAGCUUUGGAAAAAUUUGCUCAAACCAGUGAGAAUAAAGCUAAUAUAAUAAAAUAUUUGGAAUCUCUAAGUAACGGCCAUGGAGCUCCUAUCGAAAAGCUUGAGUCAUUCGUUAAUCAAAACAAAUAUAUGGAAAGACAAGUUCGCUUUUGCGCCAAUUGGUCUUUAGAUAAUUUAUUUCCAGUUGAAAAUCGACCAUAUUCCUAUGAAAAAGUUAAUACAAAUGGUAUAAAUGUUAUGCUCAAUGCAAAUGAUGUUUCCGAAUACUUGAAAAUAUCUUCUGACGGCUUAGAGGCAAGAUGCGACGCUUCUUCGUUUGAAAGCGUACGAUGUACGUUUAACGUUAAUAGUGGAUGCUGGUACUAUGAAGUAACAGUUGUUACGUCAGGCGUAAUGCAAAUUGGUUGGGCUACUAAGCAGAGUAAAUUUUUAAAUUAUGAAGGCUAUGGUAUUGGCGAUGAUGAAUAUUCAAUCUCUUACGAUGGCUGUCGUCAAUUAAUAUGGUAUAGAGCCGUAGCCGAGAAUCACCUUCAACCCGCUUGGAGGCCUGGAGAUGUCUUAGGUCUCUUAUUAGAUGUUGAUAAUCAAAGAGUUGUAUUCUCUCUAAAUGGUGUUCAGUUAUCCCCAUGUAAAAAGCUUUUUAGUUCUGCCACUUCCGGUUUUUUUGCUGCUGCAAGUUUUAUGUCCUUUCAACAGUGCAUUUUUAAUUUCGGGUCUACUCCGUUCAAAUAUCCACCUCCAAAUUGUCAUUUUCAAAAUUUUAAUGAUUUUGGUGUAUUAAGUAUCGAUGAAAAAACAAUUUUACCUAGAAAGAUAAAGUUAGCCAUGCUAAAGGAAGUGGAUAUAAAAGAAGAUUCCUGCACUAUUUGUUUCGAUAGAAAAGCAGAUACUAUUCUGUUGCCAUGCCGACAUACAGGAUUUUGUUCUGAAUGCGGAAAGAAACUAAGUAUUUGCCCUAUAUGUAGAGGAGAUAUAGAAGAGAGAGAAUUACUACACAGUCCCGAGAGGUGAUACAAAUCCGAAUCUACACUAUAAAGAAACAUGCUAAAAAGUAGAAAAAAAAUAGAUAUUUUAAUUUUUAAAAGUAGAAAGAGAUUUAUUGUAAAAGCACUCAUUUUGCAAGAAAGAAAGAGAGAGAGAGAGAGAGAAAAAGGACAAUAAUUAAAAAGUAUUGGAAAGAAUGAUUUAAGAAAAACAAAACAAAAAAUUAUCUGUUUUCUAUUUAACCUGCAGGUCAAACCUUUUUACUGUCUCUUAGAAUAAAUUUUUAUUUUUUCCCCCGAUCUCUUCCUUUUUU
Dimorphilus gyrociliatus is the source of this 1998-nucleotide messenger RNA. The record is from the annotation of a GenBank genome assembly. Lineage: Eukaryota; Metazoa; Annelida; Polychaeta; Dinophilidae.